GAGAAUAAGCAUGUUCAGAAUUCCUCAAUUUCUCUAUCACCAUCAUCUUCUGAUUCUUGUUCUGAUUUCUAUGGUGGUGACAUUUUUUCCUCAGAAGAAGAAGAAGAGCACUUAUCCCCAUCAUGUGAUGAGCCCUUGCAAAAUAUGUCAGCCCUUCUUCAGGAUCUUCCUUUCAAAAAAGGGUUGUCAAAGCAUUACAAUGGGAAGUCGCAAUCGUUCACAUCAUUAACAAACGUGAGGAGCGUGGAGGAUCUGGCGAAGCCAGAGAACCCCUACAACAAGAGGCUCAAAGGAUGCAGGAGCUACGCGGGAUUGUUUCUGGAGGGCUGUAAAAGAAGCAGUUGUAAUGGAUCUUCAAAGCCUGGGGGGAUCUUGAAGAAAUCUUCAACGAGAGCAGGAGGAGGAGGAGGGUUCUGUUCAUCCCUCAGCUCAUCAAGAAAAAGUGGCAGCGGAAAGAAUAGGCUCCCUCCUCCUCCUCCCCCUCUGCCUCCUGCUUCAGCUGCUGCACCUCCCCACCCAUCUGCCAACUUUGCUAACCAUACCCCUCUCUUCGCUUGAUUAUAAAAAAUAAAGAACUACUCGUACUAAUUAUUGCCCGGAUUAGGUUGUCUGGCCGGUUUAUUAUUAUGAUUAUUGUUAUUAUCAUGUAGCGAUGAUGACUAGGGAUGGUUUCCAAUUUUCCGUUGCUACAUUCCUUUCGAAAUUAUUAUGGAUUCCCAAUAUGACAUAUAUAUAUUUUCGCUAUAGAUAAGACUAUAAGAGCAUUUGCAGGUGACCGACUUUAUAUGAGCAAGGGCAUUGUGCAUUGUCUUUAUUCAUUUUUGUAGUUUAAUUGUUGUUGACUGAUCAUACUUUUACAAGUGAAUUGGUCCCAAGAACUACUUCAUA
Molecule: messenger RNA, 888 nt
Organism: Cuscuta europaea
Lineage: Eukaryota; Viridiplantae; Streptophyta; Magnoliopsida; Solanales; Convolvulaceae
Source: the annotation of a GenBank genome assembly